CGAAUUGCCACUGACCACAUCAUCCUUACCUUGCCUGGUAACAUCCAGCAUGGCGUCAGACGGCCACGACGAACCGACGACAAAUGGGACGACUUCUACUCAUAUCGACAAGCCCGCUGGCGGACGACCACGACAUGGUUCCGAGUCUGAUGCCCAAGAGAUGGUCAUUCAGUCCCUACGUACCCAAAUACAGGAUCUGUACUCUCAAGUCACGCAGCUCAACGCGAAGCUCGUAAAAUCAUACGACAGAGUAUCAGAUCUGGAGGACGACCUUCAUGUUACCUCCGCCAAUUUGCGGUCUUCGACGCUAAAAGUAUCAGAGCUGGAAUUCGAAAGGACGCAACAUCUCUCCGCUCUGAAUACGGGUCUGCUGGUGGAGAAGAGCAACGUUACUGCCGAGCUCAAUCGCCUGAUGGAGAAGGCUACGGAGGAAGCAGCUCAACGUGGUCAGGCUGAGACGGCGCGGGCGACGAUUGAGAAGGAAUUGGAUGACCUUAGUGCGAGUCUCUUCGAUCAGGCCAAUACCAUGGUUGCCGAAGCGCGAUAUUCCAAGGCGCUUAGCGAACGAAAGGUCGAGGAAGCAGAAAUUGCGUUGAAAGGCGCUGAAGAGGCCGUUGCACUCAUGCAGCAGCAGAUGCAAGCACUCCAGGCUGACAAGGAGGAGGCCGACAAACGUGCGCUGGAAAUACGAGUUUCGAUGGGUAAAGGGAAAUGGGCAGAGCGACGUGAAGAUGGCUCUCUGAGACGCCCGUUGCGCCUUAUCUGUUCUCACCUCCCGUACCAGGAGUUCCUCCUGUUCGUGGCCCACCUGCGCACCCUUCAUACCUCCACCCCGACACCGCCAACAAUGACCACUCUUCUUCCGCUUCCAUUCAUUGCGCGCCUCUCGUCGGAAGACUCAGAGCCUACUGUUCGCCUUGAUCUCGCCCCCUCGUUAAAUUGGCUAUCGCGCCGCUCCGUUCUUGCUGCAAUCCAUAAUGGACAGCUUACAAUUGAACCUAUAUCAUCUACCUAUUUGUUACAAGAUACGUUCUCAAAUGCACCCUCUAUCCCUGGCCUGUCCGGAAACAAUGCUGUCUGUGCGCUAUGCGGAGAGCCUGUCUUUCCCAAUUCCGAAUCGCGACCUUCUGGUUCUGGUGGUUCCUGGUCGUCUUCUCUGUUCAAGAAACCAUUAUCUUACACUUUAAACGGUUCAAACGGUUCGAAUUCUGUACCACCUUCGCCAAUAAAUACGAAACCUACUCAGGUUUACGUAUUCAGAGUCUCUUCACCACCGUCCUCAUCAUCGGCCCUUCCUAACCUCUCCAUUCCUACGACACCUUUCGCAUCGACAUCCUCGCAAUCGCAGACAAAUAAUUCUGGUGCUCAUUUAACGACCAACCAUCACUCCAGUGGUAGUUCUCAGUCAACGGCUGCAUACCCUCUUUGUACUGGCGGCUGGUGUCUCACGCGGUUGCGACAGACAUGCACUCUAUGGGCAUUCGUUCGCACGGGUAUCGUGGAAAGAAUAUGGGAAGAGGAAGUCCCGUCGUUACCUCCGCCACCGAUACCGGCUGCGUCGAACAGUGACAAACCUCCAGUUCCACCACGGCGAAGGGGGCUUUGGGGUAUGGCCAGUGCUCUUGGCGAGAGAGCAGCAAGCUGGAGUGGCGACGAUAAAGAAAAGAAGAAGCUUCAAGUGGAGAAGGAGAAGGAAAAGAAACUCGACCUUACGUGGGAGCGGGACCAAGCAAAUGCCAUAGCCCAGAAUGAAAACCUACGAAACAAGAAGUUUGAACCGCCGCCUCUGCAUCCGUCCUUAUCCGCUGCUCCCAAGAGUCCGUCAGCCGUCGUUCCGGCUCCAGUCCCACCGCCACUUCCCAGACGAAAUGACCGGCGUCCUGUUCCACAGCCUCCACCAACGACAGCAGCACAGGAAGCGGAACCGCCUACGUCGGGAAUCCGUCCUCAAACUCCGACACGCGUACCUCUUCCCGACUCUAGGCCCGCUACCCCCGUCUCCCCUGCAGCACCUCCUCCGCUUCCUCGAAGAGCUGCCGCGCGUGGACCCCGUCCUAUGCCCGGAUCAAGACCAGGUACGCCGAAGCCUGAAGGAGUGGCAAAGGAGAAAGCGGAGGAAGAUGAGAAGGAGAAGGAGAAGAAGGCGCCGGACAGCGUACGGGAGAAGGAUGAUUCCAACACUAAGGAAGACGAGGAAGAAAAGACGGAAGCAGGGAAAGAAAGCGAGAACACGGAGAAAGAAGUCGAGCGUCCCGCAGCAGAGGAGAGACAUCCCACUCCUGAGGCUCCAACCACUGAACCCUCUGAAACGCCUGGAACUGAACCAGGUGUGGCAGAGGUGGAAGAGAAACAUCCUGCUCCAGAAGGGGUUGAAGAGACAAAGCAAUCUAGCUCCGAAGGUAAUGAAAGCGACGCGCCUUCUUCACCUACGCCUUCGCAUGUAAAUGGGAAGGUAGACUUCGGAGACCGGAAUGUCACGUCCACUUCUGAUGACGAGAACGAAAAGUUCGAGUCGCCGGUCGAGUCUGUGCCCGAAUCCGAUAACGAGAAGGAGGUGUCAGACAAUGAAGAUGAGAAUAAGGAGGUUUAUAUCGGUGAUACCACUUGGGAGGAGAGGACUUGGAAAGAACUCGUACGGAUAAAGGAAGAUAUGUUCUGGGCACGCGUUGGUGGAUUGAGGUAGUAUUGUUAUACAUGGCCACUUCGAGACUUCAACUUCAACUUGUUUGCGCGUUCUCUAGAGCUGCCUAGUUAUUUAUCGACUACACUUUUCUUUCUCUGGAAUCAUGCUUAAUCUAGAACCUCAUAUAGAUACCCUCCAUCCAUGUGUCCGCGUUUCAUCUGGCUGUAUACAUUACAUCACUUGUUUCUUUUUCACCCAUUCUUCGUGCCGUCUGACCAAUUCUGA
This is a messenger RNA of Desarmillaria tabescens, 2908 nucleotides long. RefSeq lists its product as uncharacterized. Bases 50 to 2683 code for a protein of 877 amino acids. The transcript is spliced from 2 exons. Gene Ontology annotation, cellular component: cell tip; Golgi to plasma membrane transport vesicle. Gene Ontology annotation, molecular function: guanyl-nucleotide exchange factor activity. The record is from RefSeq and is a predicted model, not a curated record. Gene Ontology annotation, biological process: exocytosis. NCBI's taxonomy places the organism in Eukaryota, Fungi, Basidiomycota, Agaricomycetes, Agaricales, Physalacriaceae.